AUGGCACUCGUUUUCAGGAAACUCAACAAGCGAGAAAAAUACUGCAAGACCAUCUACAGUGGCUUCCUCUCACUGACCGAAUGUUACCAAUCGUUCGACUCGAUUCGAAACCGACCUUGGGACGAUGAAGACCCCCUCAACUUUUUCGGCUCUGCUGACUGGAUAGGAGGCUUCAGAAUCGUCAAUGGUACAAACACGUUGAACGGCUCCGUCACUGAUAGCUCAGAUCAAUCUCCGAUACAGGUUUUGCCGCCAUUCAAGCUCUGGCAGACUAUCCUGAUCGCCAUCAGUUUAGGACUCUGCAUCAUUCUCACGGUAUCAGGCAAUAUUUUGGUUUUACUAGCUUUCAUUGUGGACAGAAAUAUUAGACAACCCAGCAAUUACUUCAUUGCGUCUCUCGCUGCUACCGAUAUGCUGAUUGGAACAGUUUCGAUGCCAUUUUACACAGUCUACGUCCUGAUGGGAUACUGGAAUUUGGGACCUCUCCUCUGCGAUCUUUGGCUUUCCGUUGACUAUACCGUAUGUCUCGUCUCCCAGUACACAGUUCUACUGAUCACCAUAGACCGGUUUUGUUCAGUGAAGAUAGCGGCAAAAUAUCGGAGCUGGAGGACAAAGCAGAGGGUCAUAUGGAUGGUUACCAUCACGUGGAUAAUUCCCACUUUGCUCUUCUUCAUUAGUAUUUUCGGUUGGGAACAUUUCACGGGGUACAGAGAUCUACAACCAGGAGAGUGUGCCGUACAGUUUUUGAAAGAACCUGUCUUCAAUACUGCACUGAUCAUCUCCUACUACUGGACUACGCUUGUGGUGUUAUUCAUUUUGUAUGGAGGUAUAUACAAAACCGCUUUCGACAUGCAGAAAAAAAGCGAAGCAAAGCAGAGAAAGAUGCAGUCAAUGGUAGCACUGAGUGCCGGCGCCAUGAGCGGUAUGGCGGGCAGGGCAGCAGGCAUAGGCCUGUCGAAAACUCAAAAUAGCUCAACUAGUCAAGAAAAGCCCCUUCCACUGGCAAAUGCUUCUCUAGUGAACGAGAAGCAGCUGGAAAAUAAUGCGUUGACCGUCUUGGAGGCUUACCAAGCGGGCGGUUCUGCGGAUUCCAACUCCAGUACAACCACGAACAGUACCACCACCACUACUACAACCACGACGACAGCGACGUCUUGUGAGAAAAAGAAUCUGUGUCUGCCGAAAGAAAAACAGGUUCAAGAUGCUGAUAAAUCUGAGAGGUCCAGCAGUCCAGCCUUCGAAUCAGAUGAAGAUAGCACUGCACCUGUGAAUGAUAAAGAGAAAUCUCAAACCUUAGCGACGAAAAAGAGGACCUCCAUAGUAGGGAUUGUCAUGCAGUCUAGCGCUCCACUUCAUGUGUUCAGCAACAGCAAUAGAAUUAAUGGUGAUAUAGCUCAGGCAAAAGGAAUGGUCCAGAAUUCAGAUGUAACAACUAGAUCGAUUCCAGAGAAAACCACCCUACUGAGAAUAGCGGAAAAAGAUCCACCAACCGUCGACAGACCCAAACAAAAACCUCCAGUGGUAGGUGAUAAACCCUCGUAUGACCAACCCUUCAUUGUAAAUAGCAAAAGUUACGACAGUACCUUGCAACCCUUUGUAGAUAGUAAGAAACCCAAUAGCUUAAAACUGAAAACCCAAUCAACCUACGACCUGUUGCUUGGCCUCGACGGGGCAGACCUCAGAUUCAUGGAUGAAAGCUCAAUUGUGAUACCCUCCCCCACCCUAGAAAACCAUCCCCCAAAUAACUCUCCGAAUAUCCUGCAGGGUGAACUGAAACUGCAGACCGAAGUGACGAUUAGUUCGAACAGACCGAUCACUUCGGUGGUUAAUGACGCAGACCAGAAAGGCAUGGAGACGGAGGAAAGUUCUCCCGGUGGGGGCAUAUCAGCCAUCAGCCAGACAGGUAAAAAUCCCCCCUUCCAUCCAGAUAACAACUUUUGUAACUCCAGUAAAGCGAGAUUUUGUACAGCAGAUUCUACGGACAACACCAAAAGGGUGUUCGUCAAGUCGAUAGGGAAGAGACUGAAGGGGAAGAAGACAGCUCUUGGGCCUCUAGGCUUCGGCCGACAAAAGUCCAAGUCUGAAAACCGGGCGAGAAAAGCUCUCAGGACGAUAUCCUUCAUUUUGGGGGCUUUCGUCGUUUGUUGGACGCCAUAUCAUAUUUUCGCACUAGUUGAAGGGUUUUGUACUGAACCUCCCUGUAUAAAUGGUCACAUUUAUAUGUUUUCUUACUUCUUGUGCUAUGCCAAUAGCCCCAUGAAUCCGUUUUGUUACGCUUUGGCUAAUCAGCAGUUUAAGAAAACUUUCACUAGGAUUUUGAAAGGGGACUUCCAUAUGACAUAGGCGAUAAAUUUUCUCCGUUUUAUUUUCCAAAAAGUAGGUGCUAGGCUAUUAAUGUCAUAUCGCUUAAUGUGUAUGUUUAUUUGUACUGAGAUUUUAGAACUAAAUAAACACCCGGUAGAUGUUUUCGUCUAUGACGAAGAAUUUGCUAAAAGACCUAGUGCCUACGUCGAUUAGAAAAUAUUGCAUAUAUUGAAAUAUAUACAUAGUAUGUGGUUUGUACAAGCUAUAUAAAAUUAUAAGUCCUGGUUCAAAUUGAAUUUUCUGUAUAUCAGACCUACCGAAACAAUAUAAGGGGUACUAUAUGAAAGACCAAAAUUGAUUCAAAAGCAAAUUGACUGAUAAAUACACAGGGUGCUACAAAGCGUUAGGUAUAUGGAAAUCUCAAUCAUUCUUUUAGGCAAAUAUUACUGGAGUUUUUUCCCAACACCAAACCGUUUCAACACCUCGCGACACGUGU
Leptinotarsa decemlineata (Colorado potato beetle) is the source of this 2800-nucleotide messenger RNA. RefSeq names its product muscarinic acetylcholine receptor (gene mAChR-B). Gene Ontology annotation, molecular function: G protein-coupled serotonin receptor activity; G protein-coupled acetylcholine receptor activity. The record is from RefSeq and is a predicted model, not a curated record. Lineage: Eukaryota; Metazoa; Arthropoda; Insecta; Coleoptera; Chrysomelidae. Gene Ontology annotation, biological process: adenylate cyclase-inhibiting G protein-coupled acetylcholine receptor signaling pathway; G protein-coupled receptor signaling pathway, coupled to cyclic nucleotide second messenger; chemical synaptic transmission. Gene Ontology annotation, cellular component: synapse; dendrite; plasma membrane.